This is a messenger RNA of Pseudomyrmex gracilis, 2417 nucleotides long. RefSeq names its product transcriptional activator GLI3-like. Gene Ontology annotation, cellular component: nucleus. The record is from RefSeq and is a predicted model, not a curated record. The coding region runs from base 153 to 1970 and encodes 605 amino acids. Gene Ontology annotation, molecular function: DNA-binding transcription factor activity, RNA polymerase II-specific; RNA polymerase II cis-regulatory region sequence-specific DNA binding. NCBI's taxonomy places the organism in Eukaryota, Metazoa, Arthropoda, Insecta, Hymenoptera, Formicidae. The transcript is spliced from 2 exons. Gene Ontology annotation, biological process: regulation of transcription by RNA polymerase II; central nervous system development.
CACGCUCUUGGCGGCAGAGAGGUCGCCAGCAUCAGUCAGGUAGUCGGUGGCGGUUGUGGCGGUCGCAUCCUGACGAGGAAUGACAAUAUAACACCGGAGAGUCGGGUGAGUGAAGAUACGGUAAACGAGGAGUGAGUGAGUCGGUUGAUGACAUGUACACGCCGAAGCGGAAGACGCGUCCCUUGACAGAAAAGCUUGACAGCAGCCCAGUGAGCGAAGCGUUUUACCACCCGUUCUAUUGGAACGAGGAAGUGCGCAACGUGCAGGCUCUAAGUCCGGGUAGCUCGUGCUCGUCGCCAGAGUGCAAGGAUGUCACCUUGAUAGUCAACACUUGUCUAAAUGUUGGCGGCGCAGGCAGCAGCGGACCGUCGUGUACCACCACCGUCAAUGUCGAGAGCCAUCGCCGCGGUCGACCGCGUGCCGACGCUCUCACGAAUCUCAUGAUGCAGGGCAGCACGUCGCCGAGCAACAUUAAGUGCACGUACUGCAAUCGGGUGUUCCCGCGCGAGAAGAGUCUGCAGGCGCACUUGCGCACCCAUACAGGUGAGCGUCCUUAUACAUGUGAUUAUCCUGGAUGCACAAAGGCUUUUACUCAGUCCGGACAGCUGAAGACUCAUCAACGGCUGCACACAGGAGAGAAACCAUUUGUAUGCACUGAACCAGGCUGUGAAAUGAGAUUUACUCACGCUAAUAGACACUGUCCCGAACAUCCCUAUGCCAAUCUCACACGAUCAGAUGAUUUUGUGUUAAAGCAAGUAUCGGAUAACACCGAAUUGUCGAACGAUGUCAGUCGAUGGUUGGAGCGUUACAAAAUGUCCAGAGAGCGGGAAGACAGAACGCCAACUGGAAAGAACGAUCGGAAGAAGAAAUGGAAGAACAACAGCGAAAACAAGAGGAUAAAAUCCAGGAAAGGUCUGAUGAUGGACAUGGCGGGCGAACAAGAAAAUCUCGAUCGCAAACCGACCAGUCAGCGUCUGCACUGCGAGCAGAAGCGGGAUAGUCAAGAUAGUCAGGAUAGUCAGGAUAGUCAGGACAGUCAGGACAGUCAGGAUAGCCAAGAAGAAAGUCAAGACGAAGAUCCAGCUGAGGCGUGCUGCGCAAUAUUGCAGACAUCGGAAGACGAAGAAGCGUCGAGCGCUAAGAUGGCGCUUUCGGCAUUGAGGAAACCAUUGGACAGAUUACAACCAAAGAAACGAUGGCUACGAAACGCCUGUUUGGAGCAGCAGUUAGGUUUAAAUAAGGAUGUUAAUAGUUGUAACAACAGUCUACCAUCCGUAUACAAACUUGAUGAAAAACAAGUUCUCAAUGGACCUGCUGGACCUGGAGAAUUGUCUGAGAUCCAGUGGUAUCCUAAAUACGCCAAUAACUCAAUUACGAACAACAACAAUGAAAAGCACGAACUAGCACUUCCAGGCGCUCAUUUUGAAUCUUCAUACGAUACUUCGCCGAUGCCUUGGUACACGAAUCAUUACGACGAAUCUCCGAAAGUAACUGAAGAUAUCGCACAAGAAGUAACAAUCGCACACUCCCCCAGUCAGAUACAAUGGGAUUCUUCGAAUUAUUUACUGAAUAACAGGAAUAUUCUUACUAGUAUUGAAACUGGUAUUGAUAUUAACGAAUCACAACAGGAUCUGCGAAUUCCUGAAUCGGAUUAUUCCUAUAUUGACUGCGCAGCUCCGCCACCAGCUAGUUCCUACGUCAACAAGAACGAAACUAGACCGACGGUUUUGAUGUUGGCCGGUAGUUUUAAUAACAAUAAAGAGAUCGUUUCGCCUAUUGUAACGGCGGAAAACGUAGAAUCAAAAGUAAUUGACAAGCAAGAAGACGAUAUGAUUAAGUUACCGAUACAGGAAGAUAAUAAGGAAUGGCUAGGUGCUCUGGCACUGAUGGAAUUAGCCAAGACGCAAAAAGAGGCAACAAAUUUAGAUUUUAAGUAUGGUGUAAAAGACAAUUGUUUCACGGCUUCAUAAUUAUCAUCAUCAGCCAUUUAUAGACUGUGAUUACUGGUUAUUGUAACUUUGUUAUUUUUAUACACAACAAGAAAAACGAAUAAAAAUGCUCCUGUUCAUCAUAAUGUCAAACGCGCGUUUUGCUGCACUGGCAUGAGAACGCGACAGACAACUUGCUGUGAAACACACAUCUGUUUUUUUUUCUUUGCUUACUCUCACUACUCUACUAGCAUGAUUUUUUUUAUUAUUCACGUGCGAUAUAUAUAUAUAUAUAUAUGUAUAUGAAUUGUGUUUGUUUUAAUUCUGAUGUUUUUCUGAACUUUUUAAUUUCAUGUGUCUUAAUGUAUUACCACCACUUACGUGUAUACUUAUAAAACAGGGUAAUUACGUUUCGACAAUUUUUCCACAAUUUGUAUUCAGAGAUUUCAAAAAACAACCCGUAUUUCUUAUUCUGUCUUUCUCUCUCUC